Molecule: messenger RNA, 9060 nt
Organism: Colletes gigas
Lineage: Eukaryota; Metazoa; Arthropoda; Insecta; Hymenoptera; Colletidae
Gene: Itpr
Product: inositol 1,4,5-trisphosphate receptor
Biological process (GO): calcium ion transmembrane transport
Cellular component (GO): membrane; endoplasmic reticulum
Molecular function (GO): inositol 1,4,5 trisphosphate binding; inositol 1,4,5-trisphosphate-gated calcium channel activity
Source: RefSeq, a predicted model, not a curated record
GUACCGUGCACUCUGUCCAGCGCUCCAGUCGUGCCAGAACCACCGACCGACGCGCAUCGUUCGCUGUCGCGUAUACAGUUCGUGCGUAUCGGUGAUACACAGCGACCGUGCUGUACACUCGCUCGUCGCCACCGAAAUUCCGACAGUGCAUUUUUAGCCGAUCCCGUUCAUGAAUCGAACGUGAACCACGUUCGAAUAAUUUUUGUGCGCGAGAGAAUUCGUCGUGUCCGUGACACGUAUUUAAUGUGGAAGAGCUAACGAGCCGAUACGCGAAUCGUUCCUCGUUUUUUCGCCUUUUUCCCUCCCGUAAUUUUACAUCGACGAGAAACGAGACGUCCCGUCGACGCGACGAAGCAAUUUCGGCUUCCUGUUCGUGGAAGCGUUCCGGUGUUCUUGAACCGGUGCGAUACCGCCUCGGAAACGAUUCGACGAUCGGCGACGUGAAGUGCACCGAAAGUGUUGUAACCGCACGGACGGCGAGGAAGUGUAGCCAUGAAUAAUUCACUCGGUUAAAAGGCAGAUCAUCUCCGACUUCGAGGCACCAGAGAAGACACGAGGAAGACAACAGCGUCAAGAUGGGCGAGAUACUCGGCUCGGCGAGCUUCCUCCAUCUGGGCGACAUCGUCAGCCUCUACGCGGAGGGUAGCGUCUCGGGAUUUCUGUCCACCCUCGGAUUGGUGGACGACAGAUGCGUGGUAUGUCCCGAGGCGGGAGAUUUGUCGAACCCACCCAAAAAGUUCAGAGAUUGCCUGUUCAAGAUAUGCCCCAUGAACCGUUACUCCGCCCAGAAGCAAUUUUGGAAGGCUGCGAAACAAAGCGCGAGCGGCACGGAUGCUGUACUGCUCAAAAGACUUCACCACGCCGCCGAAAUAGAAAAAAAGCAAAACGACACCGAGAACAAGAAACUGCUGGGCAGCGUGGUCUCCUACGGCAACGUCGUCCAGCUGUUGCAUCUGAAGUCCAACAAAUUCCUGACCGUCAAUAAGAGACUGCCAGCGCUGCUCGAGAAGAACGCGAUGAGGGUGUACCUGGACGCGAACGGGAACGAGGGCUCCUGGCUCUACAUAAUGCCGUUCUACAAGCUCCGUAGCGACGGGGACAGCGUCGUCGUGGGCGACAAAGUGAUCCUGGAGCCGGUGAACGCCGGCAGACAGGGCCUCCACGUGGCUUCCAACUACGAGCUGAGCGACAAUCCGGGCUGCAAGGAGGUGAACGUCGUGAACACGGCGACAUCGUGGAAGGUGACGCUGUUUAUGGAGCACAGGGAGAACCAGGAGGAGAUCCUGAAAGGCGGGGACGUGGUCAGGCUGUUCCACGCGGAGCAGGAGAAAUUUUUAACCAUGGACGAGUACAAGAAGAAGCAACACGUGUUUCUGAGGACCACUGGUAGGACCAGCGCUACCGCUGCUACCAGCAGCAAGGCUCUGUGGGAGGUUGAGGUGGUGCAGCACGAUCCAUGGAGGGGAGGUGCCGGUCACUGGAAUUCCCUGUUCAGAUUCAAGCAUUUAGCGACGGGUCAAUAUUUAGCGGCCGAGAUCGACACCGACGAACCACGUGAGCCCACAAAAGGCAAGCAUGAUCUGUACGUUGGCUGUACACGCCAAACUGAAUAUAACAGACUCUUACUGUGCCUCGCAGAUCCGCCAGGACCGGUGUACAGAUUAGUAUCAGUUCCACACAGUAACGAGAUUAGUUCUUUGUUCGAAUUGGAUCCAACAACUCUGACGAGAUGCGACAGUUUGGUACCUCAGUCAUCCUUUGUCAGAUUGCACCAUAUAUGUACAAACACUUGGGUCCACUCGACUAGCGUGCCAAUUGAUAAAGAUGACGAGAAACCUGUUAUGUCGAAGGUGAGCUGCGCUACCAACAAAGAGGACAAAGAAGCGUUUGCUCUGAGAUCCGUGUCGCCGGUCGAGGUGCGAGAUCUCGAUUUUGCGAACGAUGCUUGCAAGGUACUGGCCGCAAUAAGUGGUAAAUUGGAGAAGGGUACGAUCUCGCACAAUGAAAGGCGAGCCGUGACCAGUUUACUGCAGGACAUAGUGUACUUUAUAGCCGGGUUGGAGAACGAACAAAACAAAUCCGAGGCGUUAGAGUUAAUUGUUACGAACGCCGUGAGGGACCGACAGAAAUUAUUGCGGGAACAAUACAUACUGGGCCAGUUGUUUAAAAUACUUCAGGCUCCGUUCUUAGAGUCUGCGGAAGGCGAGGGACCAUUUCUUAGGAUAGAGGAAUUGAAUGAUCCGAGGCAUGCACCGUACAAGUACAUGUUUCGUUUGUGUUAUCGAAUACUAAGGCUUUCUCAGCAAGACUACAGGAAAAAUCAGGAAUAUAUUGCCAAACAUUUUGCAUUUAUGCAAAAACAAAUUGGUUACGACAUCCUAGCAGAAGAUACCAUUACCGCGCUAUUGCACAAUAAUAGAAAGUUGUUAGAGAAGCAUAUCACAGCGGCUGAGAUCGAAACGUUCGUUGGUCUUGUUAGGAAGAAUAUGCACAACUGGGAAUCCAGAUUUUUAGAUUAUUUAUCGGACCUGUGUAUCUCCAAUAAGAAAGCGAUCGCCGUGACUCAGGAGCUGAUCUGCAAAAGCGUGCUGAGCGAAAAGAAUAAAGAUAUAUUGUUAGAAACUAGAAUGAUGAAGACUCAGGUUGAAGUGGAAGAACUGGACGAUAAGCAAGAAAACGGUGAACCGCGAAUCACCGUUGUGGAGGAAUUUGAAAUUUUCCUUCUGUGGAAAAAUGCAACGAAAUCAAUGUCUUUGAAUGAAUUAUCGAGAGGGGCGAAAAUAUCCAGCAGUGUUCAGGACGUAGCAAUAUUAGAUUAUUACAGGCAUCAAUUAAAUCUUUUUAGCAACAUGUGUCUGAACAGACAGUAUCUAGCGUUAAAUAAUUUAUCCCCACAUUUGGAUAUCGGUCUUAUACUUAAGUGUAUGGAAGAUGGAACAGUGCCAUAUGAAUUACGUGCAUCGUUUUGUCGACUUAUGUUGCAUCUCCACGUUGAUAGAGACCCGCAGGAGCAAGUAACUCCGGUAAAAUACGCUCGACUUUGGUCCGAAAUUCCUUCGAAAAUGAGUAUCAACGAUUAUGAUGCAAACAGAAUGCGGGAUCAAAAUAAGGAAGGCGUUCGUGCUAAAUUUAGCGCCACUAUAAUGUUCGUGGAAGAUUAUUUAUGCAACGUUGUUGCUAAAAUGUGGUCUUUCGCGGAUCAAGAACAAAAUAAGCUUACGUUUGAAGUUGUCAAAUUGGCACGCGAUUUAAUUUACUUCGGAUUCUACAGUUUCAGCGACCUUUUAAGAUUAACUAAAACGUUGCUCAGUAUUUUGGACUGUAUUUCUGAUAACGACGUCGCCGAAAGGAAAAUUCCAACCGGUGAUAUCGAUUCCGAAGGUGGAGUGCUGAGAUGUAUAGGAGACAUGGGAGCCGUCAUGACAAGUUUAACAUUGGGUUCAGCUGGCCAAGUAUUGGCCGGAAGUACAUCACCAAGACCCAAACCACUCUCGCAGAAAGAAUAUCCCUUGGUGAUGGACACAAAACUGAAAAUAAUUGAGAUUUUACAAUUCAUACUCGACGUCCGACUGGACUAUAGGAUCUCCUGUUUGUUAAGUAUUUUUAAACAAGAGUUCGACGAAACUGAACGAGCUUCCGGUGACUUGAGUCUUGGUCAGAAAACCAUCGACUUAGAAUUGAUAGGUACCCAAGCAGAGGGCAUAUUUGGAAGCAGCGAGGAAUGUGUAGCAUUGGAUCUGGAUGGCCAAGGCGGCAAGACGUUUCUGCGCGUGUUGCUCCAUUUGGCAAUGCACGACUAUCCUCCGCUAGUUUCCGGGGCGUUGCAUUUGCUUUUUAGACAUUUUAGUCAAAGACAAGAAGUCUUACAAGCGUUUAAACAAGUCCAACUCUUAGUAUCUGAUAGCGACGUGGAGUCUUACAAACAAAUAAAAUCUGAUUUGGACGUUUUGCGACAAUCGGUUGAAAAAUCUGAGCUCUGGGUGUACAAGUCUAGAGCUUCUGAAGAACAUGGUAGUGGUUCUGCGAUAGAUUUAGAUAUCGGUCCACCGUUACACUCUGACCAGGCGGAGGAAUAUAAAAAAAUACAGCAGAUUCUAAUUCGUAUGAACAAACUGUGUAUCCAAACGAUAGGUGGUCAGAUAAAACCGCGAAAGCACGAACAGAGGCUUUUACGCAAUGUCGGUGUGCAUACUGUUGUCUUGGACUUGUUGCAAGUUCCGUUUGACGCCAAGGAAGAUGUGAGAAUGAACGAGUUGAUGAGAUUAGCUCACGACUUCCUGCAAAAUUUCUGCUUAGGCAAUCAACAAAAUCAGGUUCUGUUGCACAAGCAAUUGGAUUUGUUUUUGAAUCCCGGUAUACGCGAGGCUCAAACAGUAUGUAGUAUAUUUCAAGAUAAUUCGACGUUGUGCAAUGAAGUGAGCGCCAAGGUCAUACAGCAUUUCGUUCACUGCAUAGAGACUCAUGGGAAGCAUGUGCAAUAUUUAAAGUUUCUUCAAACGGUAGUGAAGGCUGAGAAUCAGUUCAUUAGAAAAUGUCAGGAAAUGGUGAUGCAAGAGAUGGUUCAGUCUGGCGAGGAUGUUCUAGUUUUCUAUAACGAUAGAGCUUCUUUUAAUCAUUUUGUGGAAAUGAUGAGAUCUGAGAGACAUAGAAUGGAUGAAAGCAGUCCGCUCAAGUACCAUGUAGAAUUAGUUAAAUUAUUGGCGUGCUGCACAAUGGGUAAAAACGUUAAUACAGAAAUUAAAUGCCAUAGCCUUCUGCCAUUAGACGAUAUUGUUGUUAUGGUGUCACAUCCAGAUGCUAUACCGGAUGUCAAAGAGGCGUAUAUAAAUUUUCUGAAUCAUUGUUAUAUUGAUACGGAAGUAGAAAUGAAAGAGAUUUAUACGUCGAACCAUAUGUGGUCGUUGUUUGAAAAAUCUUUCAUCGUAGACAUGAGCAUAAUAGCAACUGCCACGCACGAUCGCGAACACGCCGAUACCGCUCUAGAAAAUUAUGUGACGGGCUGCCUAAUGAACAUCAUUACAACGUUCUUUAGCAGUCCAUUUUCAGAUCAAAGUACUACAGUACAGACACGACAACCUAUAUUCGUUCAGUUGCUCCAUGCGGCUUUUAAAGUUUCACAAUGUUCAUGGUUAAAUGCUGGCCAAAGGUUUAAUGUGGAAAAUUGUAUACGGACGUUGUCAGAUGUAGCCAAAGGUAGAGGUAUAGCCAUUCCAACUGAUUUGGAAAGUCAAGUUGCUUCUAUGUUCAAUAAAGCAGCAAUGCUCAGUAGACAAACGAGUAAAUGGCUCCAAGCUGCAAAACAACCGAAAAUAGAACGCACACAAAGCCAGCUGAUGCGCCUGGAUCGAAGUAUCAUAGAAGGAUUGCAGGACAUAGUAUCGUUGCUGGAAGAACAAUUGAAACCUCUAGUUCAAUCAGAAUUAUCUUUAUUAGUGGAUAUUCUCUAUCGACCGGAAUUACUGUUCCCAGCAGCAACUGACGCGAGGAAAAGUUGUGAAAAUGGCGGAUUCAUUAGAAGAUUAAUUAAACAUACCGAGAAAUUACUUGAAGAAAAGGAGGAGAAAUUAUGUGUCAAGGUGCUAGGGACCCUCAGAGAAAUGAUGGCCAUUGAUCCUGAAUACGGGGAAAAAAUCGAAGGUGUCUCGGAAGAAGAAGAAACAGAACGGAAGAUCGAGUCACAAGUUGGAGCCGGGUCUGUUGAUGAGUCUGAGACUCGUCACGUGACUCAGCAAGAGCGGGGUGACGCAUUGAGGAACAAUCUUUUGGCUCGCUAUUUUGGAAAGUCUUUUCUACAGAAGCCAGAAAACGUAGAUAUCGGAGUUUCACAUACUGCACCAAUCACACAUGGGCCAGGGGCGAAACUUUUAAGUCGAGCAGGGCGUACAUUGCAUGAAGUUCAGAGUCAUCUUGAUCGUGAAGGCGCAUCAGAUUUGGUAGUGGAGCUAGUAAUUAAAAGCGUACACUCUCCAAGUAUAUUCGUAGAGGUCAUUGAACUUGGCAUUGCAUUGUUGGAAGGAGGGAAUCCUAUUAUACAAAAGAGCGUGUACAAUAAACUAAUGGGUGAUGACUUGAGUCAGUCAUUCUUCAAGGUCUUUUAUGAUAAGAUGAAAGAUGCCCAACAGGAAAUUAAAUCCACAGUAACAGUAAACACUUCCGACAUAGCAGCAAAAGCUAACGAGGAUAAGGAGCAGAACAAGGAAAUAGAAAAGAUAUCAAAGAAACGCACAUCCGGGAAACCUAACGGGAUUGUAAUAACGGAUGAGUUACGAGAGGAACUGAAUCAGGCUGCUUCGUCCACCGUACAAGCGUACGCGAAUGUGCGUAAUCUCGCUUCCGGUGAGGAUGCAACAAACAACGCAGCGCUUGGUAGCGCGUUAGAAGACAUGAUAGCUGAGAAAUUGGAGAGGCAUCGUACUGGAACAAGUGGCGCAGAAAGGGACGAAGGGCAAUUGAGCGUGAAAGUUUUAGUGAUGCAACCGAUUUUACGGUUUUUGCAAUUAUUAUGUGAAAAUCAUAAUCGCGAUUUGCAGAACUUCCUCCGCAAUCAAAACAACAAGACUAAUUUCAAUUUAGUGUCAGAAACCCUCAUGUUUUUGGACUGCAUUUGUGGCUCAACAACUGGUGGAUUAGGAUUGCUGGGGUUGUACAUCAAUGAACAUAAUGUUGCAUUGAUUAAUCAGACCUUGGAGACGUUGACGGAGUAUUGCCAGGGACCAUGUCACGAUAAUCAAAAUUGCAUUGCUAUUCACGAGUCCAAUGGAUUAGAUAUAAUAACUGCCUUGAUUCUGAACGAUAUUAAUCCUUUGGGGAAGACCAGGAUGGACUUAGUGUUAGAAUUGAAGAAUAACGCUAGCAAAUUGUUAUUAGCUAUAAUGGAGAGCAGAGGUGAUAGCGAGAACGCAGAGAGGAUUCUGUACAACAUGAAUCCGAAACAGUUGGUCGACGUCGCGUGUCGCGCGUUCCAUCAAGAAUCUUUGGACGACGACGGCGACGUCGAUGAUUCGUCUACGGAUGGCGAAGAAGGAGUGUCGCCCAAAGAAGUCGGACAUAAUAUUUAUAUCCUGUGCCAUCAAUUAGCGCAACACAACAAAGAGUUGGCGUCCAUGUUGAAACCUUCCGAGCAGAACAAUGCCGAUCCAAAGAUAAACAAGGCAUUGCAAUAUUAUGCAACUCAUACGGCUCAAAUAGAAAUUGUUAGGCACGACAGAACGUUGGAGCAAAUUGUAUUUCCAAUUCCAGAAAUUUGUGAACUCAUCACUGUAGACACUAAAAUCAAAGUGUUGCAUACCACGGACCGUGAUGAUCAAGGAUCUAAAGUAUCUGACUUCUUUGAAAGAACCGAGGACAUGUUCAAUGAAAUGAAAUGGCAGAAAAAACUUAGAGGUCAACCAGUAUUAUUUUGGAUGAGCAGUUACAUGUCAUUAUGGAGUAAUAUUUUAUUCAACUGUGCAGUACUCAUAAACCUUAUUGUAGCUUUCUUUUAUCCAUUUGUCGAUUCUGUGCCUAAAUUAAGUUCACACUUGUCGGGUCUCAUUUGGACGGUGAUGCUUUCGUCCUCGGUUAUUAUCAUCACGUUACCACGGGAAUCUGGUAUACGUACGUUGGUAGCUUCAACAAUAUUACGACUGAUUUUUUCCAUAGGACCGGAACCAACAUUAUGGUUACUCGGUUUUGUUACGGUUGUAUUAAAAGUUGUACAUCUUAUAAGCAUUAUAGGUAAUCAGGGCACUUUGACGAAGAGCUUAGAGCAAAUAGUGACGAAUGUUGAAAUUUUGUACCAUAUGUCGUAUCUUAUGUUUUGUGUUCUUGGGAUUUGUAUGCAUCCAUUUUUCUACUCAGUUUUACUGUUUGACGUAGUAUAUCGCGAAGAAACGUUGCUCAAUGUAAUAAGAUCUGUUACAAGAAACGGGAGAUCAAUUAUACUCACUGCUGUACUGGCAUUAAUUCUAGUUUACAUGUUCUCCAUUAUUGGGUUCAUGUUUUUCAAAGAUGAUUUCUUAGUGACCGUCGAUGAGGACGUUAUGUCAUCAUACACGGAAGGAAACACAGGCACAUGCAAUAUCGCUGAGAACGAGAAAUGCGACGCAACGGAAACAGUGUCUCGAUACAGUCGCGAAGCUAAUGACAAAGAUAGUCAAUCGGAACUAAUUAAUAUAGGAGGGGACAUGAAGGAACGGGCAUGUGAUUCCUUAGUUAUGUGUAUUGUUACCACGUUGAAUCAAGGUUUAAGAAAUGGUGGUGGUAUAGGAGACAUUUUACGAGCACCGUCCAGUACAGAGCCGUUGUUUGUUGCUAGAGUUGUAUACGAUUUACUGUUCUUCUUCAUCGUAAUAAUUAUUGUUUUGAAUCUCAUUUUCGGUGUUAUCAUUGACACGUUCGCCGAUCUCAGAUCAGAGAAGCAACAAAAGGAAUUGAUUUUAAAGAACACUUGCUUCAUAUGCGGUUUGAAUAGAUCGUCGUUCGAUAAUAAAACGGUCUCUUUCGAAGAGCACAUAAAGCACGAGCAUAAUAUGUGGCAUUACUUGUAUUUCAUCGUUCUGGUAAAAGUGAAAGAUCCAACAGAAUUCACGGGGCCCGAGUCGUACGUCUACGCCAUGGUCAAGGAUCGUAAUCUCGACUGGUUCCCGCGAUUGAGAGCCAAAUCGUUGGCGGCGGACGAGGGCGAGGGGGAACAAGUAGAGUUAAGAAGUUUACAGUCUCAGUUAGAGUCUACGCAAGAUUUAGUGAAGUGUUUGUCGCAGCAACUUUCCGAGCUUCGCGAUCAGAUGACGGAGCAACGAAAACAGAAACAGCGGAUAGGCCUCUUGAAUUCUCUCGAAUGCUCUUGAAUUGUCUUUUAAAAGUUUUUAUGAAUCUCAAUUUGAUACUCCCCGAGUUGAUAUUUGAUGCGUAAGUUUUGUGUUCUUAAUAAGCAUUUAAAGACACAGAAUGUACUAUGGAGAGUAACACGAAGCAUUUGUACGGUUUUGUUCCUAAUUUUAACGAAAGUGAUUUACGUAAGUAAUAGUAUCAUUCAAAUCUAAUAAGGACAAUAUUUUAGUUUUAUUCCGCUUAAAAAGA